Messenger RNA from Guyanagaster necrorhizus, 1092 nucleotides. Its product is annotated as Metallo-hydrolase/oxidoreductase. Gene Ontology annotation, molecular function: zinc ion binding; N-acylphosphatidylethanolamine-specific phospholipase D activity. The record is from RefSeq and is a predicted model, not a curated record. The coding region runs from base 1 to 1092 and encodes 363 amino acids. Lineage: Eukaryota; Fungi; Basidiomycota; Agaricomycetes; Agaricales; Physalacriaceae. Gene Ontology annotation, biological process: N-acylethanolamine metabolic process; N-acylphosphatidylethanolamine metabolic process. Gene Ontology annotation, cellular component: cytoplasm; membrane-bounded organelle. The transcript is spliced from 6 exons.
AUGCAUGUCGUGGACGAGCCAGGCGAGGAGAGGAAAGACCGUCCUGCGCAUUGGACCUCUGACAGGCCUGUAUGGUUCCAGAAUCCGUGGACGAGCUGGAGGACGAACAGCAAGCUGGAUGGGGCCAGGAUGCUCGCCUUUAGCAGUCGCAACGCACCCGCUCUGCCCAACGUUGGGAUCCCUGUAAGGACGCCGACGUGGGGUACAGAGGAAGAGCACCGAGGCGCGGUCAAGGCAACGUGGUUGGGCCACGCAUGUUUUCUUGUCGAGCUGCCGUUCAUUACUGGGCUUGAGAGGGGUGCUAGGGUGCUGUUUGACCCCGUGUUUAGCGAUAGGUGCUCGCCUAGUCAGUCGUUCGGCCCGAAGAGGUACACGGAGCCGCCGUGCAAGAUUGAGGAUAUACCAGAGGUGGAUGCUGUUGUCAUCUCGCAUAAUCACUAUGACCACCUAGACACCCAUACCAUAAGCACUCUCUUCAAACGAUCCCGCCUCCCGCACAUAUUCGCUCCCCUGGGAAACGAUAAGUACUUCGAGUCGAUAAGUAUACCCAAGGCGCACGCACAUACCCUCGAUUGGUGGGACGCACGACGCGUGGAGAUACCCCACGAUGGCGCGUCUUUCAAGUUGACUUGCACUCCCGCCCAGCAUUUCACCGGCCGAGGGUUAUUUGACCAGGGAAAGACACUCUGGGCCAGCUGGGCCCUUGAGGGUGAAGGCAAGAAGGUCUAUUUCGCCGGUGAUACUGGCUAUCGGUCUGUCAAGGAUGGGGAGAACGAGGAGGAGCGGCCGGUGUGUCCUGUCUUCAAGGAGAUUGGGAAGAGGUUUGGGGGGUUCGAUCUGGCGUUGAUUCCUAUUGGAGCGUACCAGCCGAAAUGGUUCAUGUCGACUGUACAUUGUGCGCCACAGGAUAGUGUGCGUAUUUUCAAGGAUUUGAAGACGAAGAAAGCGAUAGCUAUGCAUUGGGGGACGUGGAUGCUGACGACUGAGGAGGUUACGGAGCCUCCCAGGAAGUUGGCUGAAGAGUGCAAGAAGAUUGGGAUACCUGACGGUGACUUUCUUGUCAGCGAUGUUGGGGAGACGAAAUACUUUUAA